CGGUAGAAACCGGAAGUUUGAGCCAGACGGUUUGAGCGACUAACUGACCGAACUGGUCGUGAUCUGGUCAGGGAGCAUUUGGCCUAAUUUGAGGGUAGCUGGAUUGGAUUCGGAUCGUGGUUCGUUUAUUUGCGUUUGACCUGCAGUUUGAUCGGUUUUAACAACACAGCUUAUUCUACACUCUACAGAGAGCAGCAGUAUUAUUUUCACAUGUUCAGACCGUUUGCUUUCUUGAAUUUGAGUAAUAAAUUUGGGAACUAGAUUUAAGGCUUCGUGGUGCGAGACUAGAGUGCGGAGAUGAAGUUAUCGAUGGUUGGGGAGACGAAGACGAUAGCAGCAACACUUCUGGGAGAGACAGAUUACAAUUUCUCCUGGCCCUGGGGAUCCCAUCUCGAGAAGAUGAUGAGCAGCGCCGGAGGGAUGUCGGGCGACAGCGAGGAAGAGGGGCAGAGAAGGAUGCUUGGGCGACGGAGGGUAGCAGACGACGACGAGGAGGUGGUGCGUCGCAAACAAAGGAAGAAGAAGAGGAGAAAGGCUGAGAAGAGAUGGGGGAGAUCGAGGGAUGUGUAGAGGAAUUAAAGAAUUGGGUUCCUUCAAUUUUGUUUGGUCGGGUCACGGGUUGAAUUGAGUUGGGUCAUGAUGUGGCAGGUCAAAAUUGGAUGAAUCAGCAUUUUUGGUUGCCACAUAAGCAAACCACUAACGGUGUUAAUGGAAACUAACGGAGAGUGACCAAUCGUGAAACAUUAACUACUUUUUAGUGACCAUGUAUGGAAUAAAAUUCUUUUAGUGACCAAACGUGAAUAUUUUAGCAGUUUCAGUGACCAACCUUGCAAUUUACCCCAAAUAGAUGGGAUGUGAAAAAGAGGCCAAAAUCUUCGUAUCAAAUGAGCAUUUUACUCUUAUCUUUUUUCUUGGGGUUAAUUCCAAGGUUAGUCACUGUGAUUACUAAAAAUGUUAAUGUUUAGUCACUAGAAAUAUUUUAAUUGGCACGUCAUACAUUUAAUGGUCAAUUAUGAAAGUUGACUGUUACAUCAGAUAAAAUUAACGGAGUUGGAUUGGAGAAUGAUCAAACAUGACAUGUUUUACUAAACCUAGUGACCACGAGUGGAAUUAAAUAUUUUUAGUGACUAAACAUGUACAUUUUUAGUAAUCACAGUGACCAACCUUGCAAUUAACCCUUUUUUCUUGAUUACAACUUUUAGAGAUAAUUAUAUAAAUUCAUUUUAAAUCCGUCAAUCCAACUCAUGAAAAUUUAUCAUUAAAUUCAACAAUCAAAUAAUAUUCGUUUCAAAUUAAUAAUAACUCAAAUUCAUGAUCCAUCCCUCUUUUUUCAAAUCCAACAAAUCUUCAUUUAUCAAGUCAAAGAACCAAACCAUUCUGUUGGGGGUAUAGUGAGGGUUGGCCCAGGCAAAGAGACCCAAAGCUAGGCGGCCCAAGAAGGGAGUCUGGCGAAGGAAGCCCACAGGGGGCAAGCGCAGCCCAAAAGGGCGUACUAAGUGGUCCAAGUGAGUGGGGCCGGACUUCUGAUAGAAGGCGCAUAAGGACAAGAGACAACCAACGGGAAAGAAUGUACGGAAAGAGGGAUUGGUGAAGUCAUGCGCCUCAAACCUCUGAACGAGGUGUCAGGCGGUCGAGGCGCAUGACAAAGGGUAAAUACAGUGCAUUAAUUACCCUGUUGACGUGGGGCGUAAUUGGGGGGCAUUGAUCGACGAGGCACCGAGUAUAAAUAGGAGAGUAGGUAAACCUCGUUUACUAAGUUCGACUUCUCUCACUAAGCUCUUUUCUACUUCUCUCUCUAAAGCUGGAGAACUGACUUGAUCGUCGGAGUGCUAACAGACCAAUCAGGUCUGCUAGGCGCUUUGGGUGCAGGAUCGUGGGCGCUCUAGGGAAUGCGAACCAGGAAGGCGCACGAAAGGAAGAGGGAACUUACCGUGCUCAAACACACCCCUUUUCUUUAGAUGAAUGACCAACACAUUUAUGGUUCAAACAAAAGAGUUUAUUGUCUUAAGAUGAGAACAAUGUACCACUAUGAUGAAAAGAUAAAAGAUACUAUGGAAAAUUGAUAAUAACUCAAAUUCAUGAUCCAUAACACUCUUGAUGAGUGUUAUUUUGGAUCGUAGAAUCAGAUUGGCAAAACUGAUAAAUAGAUUUCAUCUACCCUCACACUCCAUACAUUCACUUUGUUCACCUAAGAAUUAAUUAUAAUUUAUAUAUUCAUUCAAAUACUAAUCUAUAAAUUCAUGUACUGCCUAUUUAAUAAAUAGAUUUCCAAUAGGUUAAUAGCAUUUUGUACAACUCUACUAUUACAAAUUAACAAACUAACCACUCUACUAAAUUUUUGCACAAAAAUACACUUAUAAUAUUAAAACGUAUCGAAUCUG
Linum trigynum is the source of this 2381-nucleotide messenger RNA. The record is from the annotation of a GenBank genome assembly. Lineage: Eukaryota; Viridiplantae; Streptophyta; Magnoliopsida; Malpighiales; Linaceae.